Molecule: messenger RNA, 159 nt
Organism: Thelazia callipaeda (thelaziosis nematode)
Lineage: Eukaryota; Metazoa; Nematoda; Chromadorea; Rhabditida; Thelaziidae
Source: the annotation of a GenBank genome assembly
AUGCAUUCAGGGGCUAGCGCUGUAGCUAGUUUGCGUUCAAAACGAUAUCAAAUUCUGAAAACGGAUGCAAGCACCCAGUCUCGAGUGCACCCGACCAUUACAGCAAGGCAGAACCAGGUUAAUACUAAAUAUCAUUUCGAACUUCCACCUUGCUGGUAG